This is a messenger RNA of Photinus pyralis (common eastern firefly), 1497 nucleotides long. RefSeq lists its product as uncharacterized. NCBI's taxonomy places the organism in Eukaryota, Metazoa, Arthropoda, Insecta, Coleoptera, Lampyridae. The record is from RefSeq and is a predicted model, not a curated record. Bases 267 to 1400 code for a protein of 377 amino acids. The transcript has 2 exons.
AGCCACAAAAUGUUUGUAAAACAUUUUUCCUUGGCACUUUAGGAUAUGCAGCUAGCAACGAUAAAGUUGUAAGAAAUGUUUUAUCAAAAGCACAAAGCACAUCACUGUCAGCAAAAGCCGAUGGACGUGGCAAACACAACUCAAAGAAAAUUGAUCGAAAGAUUAUAGUUGAGCAUAUCGAAUCAUUUGGUCCAACCAUUUCCCAUUACCGAAGGGAGCAUGCACCACAAACAAGAUACCUUCCAAGCGACAUAAGUAUCAAGUUGAUGUAUGAUGAUUUUAAGAAAAAACACCCAAACGUUGUAUUUUCGUAUUAUCUAUAUCGAGAAGUUGUAAGCAGUAUGAGUAUCAGCUUUGCCAAGUUAGGGCAUGAAGAAUGCUGGACGUGUGAAAAGAUGGAGCAACACGGAAAGAAUACUGGACACACGAAGAAUAAUUUGAACUUUGAAUGUGAGGAGUGUACACGAUGGAAUACACAUCAUAAUAAGUAUACAGAAUCUCGCAAACGAUACGAAAUUGAUUCAUCAUCGAUUCAAGACCGAAACAAAUUAAUAAUUACGGUAGAUUUACAAAAGGUGAUCAUGCUUCCGAGAUGCGAUACAUUUAAGGAAAUUCUCUUCACUCCGAGAAUCAUUGCAUUUAAUGAGAGUUUCGUGGUUGCUGGUAAAAAUAAAGUAAUUGCUCCCGUCGCAGUAGUUUGGCACGAGGCCAUUGCAGGACGGUCCAAAGAAGACAUUAUUAGUAGCUUUUAUGCGUACCUCUUGUCAAUCCGAGAUAUAGAACACCUUGUUAUAUGGCUGGACAAUUGUUCAGCCCAAAACAAAAAUUGGUGUCUGUAUUCUUUUCUUGUUUACAUUGUAAAUUCCGAUGAGGUACGCCUUCAAUCCCUGGAAUUGCGAUACUUUGAACCUGGUCAUACAUUCAUGGCGGCUGACUCGUUCCAUCACCGUGUUGAAGUUGCUCUUAAACGAAAGGGUAAAAUAUAUGACUUUUUAGACUACGUAGACGCUAUAAAGAGUGUGCCAGCAAAAGUUAUAGAAAUGAGUAUCGAAAAUUUUUAUCUCUGGAAAGAUAAUUGUUCACAAUUUAAACUUAACAAAAUUACCCCACGCCCAUACAUCUCUGAAAUGGUAGAAGUUAGUUUUGCGAGAGGAGACAGAACAAUAAGUUAUAAAACAGAUUUCAAUCAGCCUGCUGUGAAACUCAAUUUUUUAAAAGCGGCGUGCCAGAAAAGCGGAAUUAUUAAACCAGACUGCAAAACUGCUCCCAGAGGAAUUUCGAAGGACAGAAAAGACUUAAUCAUUAGUAAAUUAGGCAGCAUUAUGCCUACAAAUCGAUUAAAUUUUUGGAAAAAUAUACCCGUACAUCAAAUACCACCUACCGAUCUUGAUGAGGACUAGUUAAGAAUAGAAUUUUUUUUUCUUUUAUGUACUUUUUAUUAGUCAAUUUACUCUUUAAAUUGUUGUCUUCGUUCAAAUUCUCAGAAAUAAAAUUGUA